AUGUCAGACAAACCUCAGCUCCCUCCCCCGCAAUGGCAUCGCUUGCCACGACUGAGCCGAUCCGAGAUCGUCGAUUCUAGCUCGCCCGCCACUAUCAAUGGGAGAAAGGAGGCGCUUCCCGUCAGCAGGGAGUUUGAAUUCGAGGUCGCCGACCCCCAAUGUGCCCAGCCCGUCAACAAUCCCGGCCGGUUUGAUGCUGAGAUCGGCUCUUGCGUCGUCCACGGCAAAAUCCCGCCCAACAUCGACGGCACGUUCUACCGUGUUGUCAUUGACUACAUUUACACCAACCGCAACAGGAAAGAUAUCUGGAUCAACGGCGACGGCGCCGUCAACGCUUGGAGAAUCUCCAACGGCGUCGUCGACUACAAGCAAAAGUUCGUCCGGACCCCGCGCUUCAUCCACGAGCGGGCGGUCCGGCAGCCUCUCUGGGGCACAUACCGGAACCCGUACGCUGGGGACCCCCGCGUGUUUGACGAGGUCCAGUCGACGGGGAACACCCACGUGCAGUGGUGGCAGAAAAAGCUGCUCGUGCUCAAGGAGGACAGCCCGCCGAUCGUUUUAGACCCCGACACGCUGGACACCAUCGGCGUGUACACUUUUGAGGGCCAGCUACGUUCCAAGACGUUCUGUGCCCAUCCCAAGACUGAUGUCUCCACGGGCGAGAUGCUGGGCUUCGGCAUGGAAGCUUCGGGCAUAGGCGCGAACGAGCUGGCGUACUAUCGGUUCAGUAAGGAAGGCAAAGUGCUGGACGAAUGCUGGAUCAAGACUCCUGUCGUCAGCUGGACUCACGACAUGGCUGCGACUGACAACUACGUUGUUUUCGGUAUGACCCCUCACCAGUUCGACUUGGAACACAUGAAGAAAGAUAACGGCACACACUUUCGCCGAAACCCCUUCCUUCCCAACCAUUUCGGAAUCCUUCCGCGCCGGAACCCGAAGCCUGACGAUGCAAAGUGGUUCACUUCACUCAAGAACCACUACUGGGGCCACGUCUGCAACCACUUCGAGGAUGCGGACGGCAUCAUCUACAUCGACCUCUUCCUCCACGAUACGGAUGCUCUCAGGGCGUUCCCCACCAAGCACCCCGAGCUCGAAACGCAGGACGGACCGCCGCCGGUCGGCAAGUUCGUCCGGUUCAAGAUCGACCCCGAGGCCGAGCCCGGCGAGCUGGAGCUGCCGACCAUCAUCAGCGACGUCCCCGGAGAGCUGGCCCGUUGCGACGACCGCUACACCACCAAGCCCUACACUCACGCUUACGGGUGCGGGUUGCCCGGCCCCAACGGCUUCGGGGGUAUACUGCACAUCGACAUCGACGGGGGGCUCACCGAGGUCUGGCAUGCCGGCCCGGAGCAAACAGUGGGGGAACCAUGCUUUGUGCCUCGCACCCCGGACUCACCGGAGGGCGAUGGCUACUUGGUCGUCUCCUGCCGGGAUCACAAGACGACACUGGGUAACCUCGUCAUCUUGGAUGCCCAGAACAUCACGGCUGGCCCCAUCAGCGUCGUUCAACUUCCCUUCAGAAUCCGGGAGGGCGUGCACGGUAAUUGGGUCCCCGCGUCUGACUUCGCCGUCAGGAAGCCCCUUGUCGACUACGCUGGCGUCACUCCCGAAAUCUUGGAUGAGUUUGGCACGGGGGCGCCCAUUCCCUUUGAGGACCUGAAUGCUCGCCCUGUUGACCGGGGCCGAUGA
Molecule: messenger RNA, 1689 nt
Organism: Colletotrichum higginsianum IMI 349063
Lineage: Eukaryota; Fungi; Ascomycota; Sordariomycetes; Glomerellales; Glomerellaceae
Product: Lignostilbene dioxygenase
Exons: 6
Coding region: 1-1689 (562 amino acids)
Biological process (GO): carotene catabolic process
Molecular function (GO): carotenoid dioxygenase activity
Source: RefSeq, a predicted model, not a curated record